Molecule: messenger RNA, 537 nt
Organism: Aureobasidium vineae
Lineage: Eukaryota; Fungi; Ascomycota; Dothideomycetes; Dothideales; Saccotheciaceae
Source: the annotation of a GenBank genome assembly
AUGGCUGCAGUACAAUCGCUCCUCAAACCAGUCUUUGCCCUCGUCGGCUGGACCUUUGCAAUGGAAGGCUGGAUGUAUGCCACCCGUCUCCCAGCUAUGACCCAAUACAAAGUCAAGACCGACCCAAGCUUCUCCAAGGAGAAACUGAACAACCAGAUCCCACCUCAUGUGAGAUGGAAGGGUAAAUGCUCUCUACCUCAGCUCGAGAAAGAAAGAAUGCUAAUUCGCAAUAUUACAGCUGACAACUAUGACCAUCUCCAUGAAGCACCCACGCGAUUCUAUGCCGUGGCAUUGGGACUGGCCCUUUACGCUAGCACUUCGCCUGCUGCGCUGUCUACAGGCUUCAUGGCUACAGAGGCAAACUUGGCUUGGGGCUAUGUGGCGCUGAGAGUGGCGCAUAGUAUUGUGCAGGCGAGCAGCAAUCCCAUCAUGGUGAGAUUUGGACUGUUUGCUGCCAGUGAGGUUACCAUGUUGGGUUUGUUGCUCAAGGGUUUCAGUGCUGUGUAUGCGGCCAAGGGUGUCGGAAGUUUGAUUUGA